AAACGUGCUGCCAAGUUCUUUCUUCUUUUUCCACUGUACGGCACUGAGCUUUUUUUUUUUUUUUUUUUCUGAUGUAAGAGUGCCCAAAAAAUAGCAUGGGGGAUUAUAGCCCUCAGAAAGCAAUAUGUAAAUAUCUGGCUGCCUCAAAACAAAACAAAAAACCCUGCUUACAUGGGGCUUGGGCUCUGACUUUAUUUUGGGCUCCUUUUUUGUGGUUGAGUAAAUAGCAAAGGGAACGAAUGCUGAUGUCAUUUGUACAGACCCAGCUAAUGAGAAGGGGUCAGGGUGGGGAGGUGGAGAUUACGUGGGGAAACCGAGCGCGCCUUCCAUCCCCGAAGCCGGCUUUUAUCAAUAACACUGCAAGUUUGGCUCCUGGCCUGCCUGCGGUGAGCCUCCGAGAAAUGAUCUCAUCUCUCCUUCACGGUCUGCCUGCCGCCUGUGACGGGUCUGACUCCGGCUGCCGCGUAUCGGAGCGUGCCCCCCACGGAUAAAUAGAGGGGUUUGUUUCGCCGCCUCCUCACACUGCCACGAUGCACCCGUCGGCCCGGGGGGGAUCAGGAGCCACCAUGCUCCUGGGGCUGCUGCUGCUGCUGCUGAUGGUGAUGUCCCGCUCGGCCCAUGCAGCCAUCCUGGAAGUGAACGGAAACCUGAGCUGUAGGUGCGUAAAGACAACUUCAGACUACAUCAGCCCAAAGAGAUAUGAAAGCAUUGAGAUAAGACCCGUGGGAAGCACCUGCAGACGUACAGAGAUCAUAAUUAAAUUAAGAACCUCGGCAAAAGUGUGCGUGAACCCCGAGGCCCCUUGGGUAAAGAAACUACUGAAGCGUAUUGUGAGCACGAAGAAAAAAUAAGUUUCCUGCUGAGGAAGUUGAUGCUCAGAGCCCCGAGGCAGACGGCCAGAUGAUGCACAGGCGUGGAAACCUGGCCGCUCCUCGCUCUGCCCCUGCUUCCCCCUUUCCCAAAAGCCAGAGCCCCGUGUCUGGCCCUGCGGCAGCCGAGCUGCUCCCUGUACUCACAGACGUGUGAGUGUUGGGAGCGAACCCUUCCUUUGUUCCCCUGCCCGUGCACUUCGAAGUCUGUGUUUUUCAGGGGCUAUUCCCACCUCCCUUGAGAGACCCUUUGAGAGCACUCGCCAGCAGAGCGUAUGUCUUGUCUCUCCUACAGGGCGGUGCCUGGUGUCCUGAGAGCUCGAGUCAAAUAAAAUCUGGGCUUUUCUUCUG
This is a messenger RNA of Oxyura jamaicensis (ruddy duck), 1220 nucleotides long. RefSeq names its product growth-regulated alpha protein-like. Lineage: Eukaryota; Metazoa; Chordata; Aves; Anseriformes; Anatidae. The record is from RefSeq and is a predicted model, not a curated record. Gene Ontology annotation, molecular function: chemokine activity; CXCR chemokine receptor binding. The coding region runs from base 531 to 851 and encodes 106 amino acids. Gene Ontology annotation, biological process: cellular response to lipopolysaccharide; chemokine-mediated signaling pathway; antimicrobial humoral immune response mediated by antimicrobial peptide. Gene Ontology annotation, cellular component: extracellular region. The transcript is spliced from 4 exons.